GCCCUAGCACUCACCCAGAACCAGCCAACCCCUCAACAGGAUAGAAGGCCCCACCACUAACCCAGAACCAGCCAACCCUCAACAGGAUAAAAUAUCCUACCACUAACCCAGAACCAGCCAACCCUCAACAGGAUAAAAGGCCCCACCACUAACCCAGAACUAGCCAACCCUCUACAGGAUAAAAUAUCCCACCACUAACCCAGAACCAGUGGUGGAGAUGUUGGCCUGUAGUUUACUGUCUCUGGUAGGUCUGGCUGUCACCAUCUCGAUACCUUCCUUCGUUGAUGGAGAGGCACUUUAUGUGUUGUCAGCUCCCAACCUCCUGCGUGUGGGCUGCACGGAAAAUAUAUUUGUGGAGUCUCAGGACCACACAGGUGGUCCCCUGAAUGUUGAUAUCUUGGUGAAGAAGUUCCCAACCCAGGAACAUUUGCUGGCCAUUAAAUCAGUGGUUCUGGAUGCAGCAAACAACUUCCAGUCUCUGACACAGGUUGUCAUUCCAGCAAAGGAGCUUCUUGUGGAGGACCCUGAGAAGAAACAGUUUGUUGUCCUGCAGGCCCGGUUUCCUGUCCGCCUCCUGGAGAAGACUGUGCUGGUGUCCUUUCAGUGUGGAUACAUCUUCAUCCAAACAGACAAGACAAUUUACACACCGGCCAGCACAGUCAGCUACAGAUUGUUCUCUAUGAAUCCUGGCCUUGAGACUUUAUCCACAGCUAUCAUUGUGGAGAUCACAAAUCCUGAUAACAUCCCCAUCCAUAAGAAAAGCAUCUACAUAAACCAAGGAGUCAAUUCAGAAGAAUUCAAACUACCAGAGAUGGUCAACUUCGGGACAUGGCAUGUGGUCGCAAGAUUCAAGAGUAAUCCUGAGAAGACCUUUUCAUCUGACUUUGAGGUGAAGGGGUAUGUUCUGCCUAGUUUUGAGGUUAUUCUAACCCCAGCGAAACCUUUUUAUAACAUCGAGGACAAAGACUUGACAGUUUCUAUCACCGCAAAGUAUCGACACGGUGUUAACGUGAUAGGAGCAGGAUACGUGGUGUUUGGGGUCAUUACAGUUCUCAAUGAGAAAAAGAGCAUCCCCAGCUCUCUGCAAAAAGUUGAAAUCAGAGAAGGUAAAGGAGUGGCUCGUCUGCAUAAAGACCACAUCACACAGACUUUCACAGACAUUAAAAGACUGGUCAAGCAGUUCAUCUACGUAUCCAUCAGUGUAUUAUCAGAAGGCGGGGGUGAGAUGGUAGACGCAGAGAUCAGAGGCGUCCAGAUCGUCACUUCGCCUUACACCAUACUCUUCACCAAAACACCACAUUUCUUUAAACCUGGUAUGCAUUUUGAUGUCUCUGUGCACGUUGUAUAUCCUGACAAAUCUCCAGCCAGUGGUGUGGAGAUUGAGCUGUCUCCAAAUAAUGUUAGAAGGGUGACCAGAGAAAACGGUAUUGCCAAGGUUACAAUCAACACAUUGCCAUCAGCUACUGAGCUCCUUAUCACUGUGAAGACCAAGGACCUGGCUCUACCUCCUACCGGACAGGCAGAAGCCAGCAUGAAGGUUCUGGCCUACAGGACGUCCACCAAAAACCUACUCCAUAUCUGGGUUGAAUCUGAUGAGGUGAAAAUAGGAGACACCAUAAAGAUCUACUUUACCAUGGGAUCUCUCCCGUUACAGAACCAAGAACUUACAUACCUGCUCCUUAGCAGAGGUCAGUUGGUGAAAGUGGGCAGGGUCAAGACACAGGGACAUUCCCUUGUGUUAUUGACUGUUCUCAUCACCAAGGAAAUGCUUCCAUCAUUACGUAUUGUUGCAUAUUACCAUGUGGGAACAGCUGACUUGGUGGCAGAUUCUGUCUGGGUUCACGUCAAGGACUCCUGCAGGAGCAUUUUUAAAGUGAGGAUGACCAGACCUAAAGCGUCUUAUGGACCUGGAAAUUCUGUCAGUCUGACUCUCAGUGGAGACCCAGGAGCUAAAGUAGGACUGGUGGCUGUAGAUAAGGGAGUCUAUACACUCAACAACAACCACCGUCUUACACAGAAUAAGAUCUGGGACACCAUAGAGAAGCUUGACACAGGCUGUACAGUAGGAGGAGGGGCAGACAGCUUGAGCGUGUUCUAUGAUGCCGGUCUGAUAAUUGAGACCAACGCGGCUUUUGGGACUCAGAUCAGAACAGACCCCAGCUGUCCAUAUAAGGGCAGGCAAAGGAGAGCUGUGAUGUCAGAAGAACCAGGGAGCCUUAAUGUCUUUACUACACGGGCCAAUAAGAACACUGACUUCCAGAACCAGACAUCCUCCAUAAGGCAUGACUUCCAACACGACACACCACUGCUCUCAGACAGCAAUGACCAACGUGCCAAAGAUGGCUUUAUAGAUUUGGAAGACAUUUAUACACACAGCAAUUUCCUGGAGAGUUGGUUUUGGAUGGAAAUCAUGCUCCCUAAAUGCCCUGCUUAUGACAAGCACUGCAGGAGCACAUCCUCUGAAAGAGCAAUCUUCCUGAAGGAUUCUCUCACCACCUGGCAGAUAACAGCCAUCAGUCUGUCUCAAACUCAGGGCAUUUGUGUGUCAGAACCAUUUGAGAUUAUCGUUCAGGAUACUUUCUUCAUUGACCUCAUGCUGCCCUAUUCGGCUGUCCGCAACAAACAGCUGGUGGUGAAAGCCAUCCUCCACAAUUACAGUGAAGAGUCCAUUGCUGUGCAGGUGGAUCUGAUGGUGGAUGACACAGUGUGCAGCUCCGCCAGCAAAGGGAGUUAUAGGCAGGAAGUGAACGUGGCUUCAAUGUCAACCCUGGUCGUCCCAUAUGUCCUAAUUCCCAUGACACUGGGCGAGGUCUCUGUUGUGGUCAAAGCUUCUAGAAAAGACCAUUACAGUAGUUAUGGGUUGAAGAGACACUUCCUUGUCCUGCCUGAGGGAGUGCUGGUCCGAGAGGCAAACCUCAUUCUCCUAAAGCCUGAUAAACAUGGGGGCGCGCAGACUGAACAUAUACGCAGUGCAGUGUACAGGGACCAGGUGCCCAAUUCUCAUGCUGAUACAUUGAUCAGUGUUAAAAAAGACGACUUGGAGGAUAAUGAAAUCAUGAUCAAAGUGGUUGCAAGGCCAUCAGUCAUCUCUUGGCAAAUUACCAAGGAGAACCAGUUCAGAAACUACCAGAUCAGAUAUUUUGAUAAGAGCAUGACAGUAACAGCUUCAGGAAAGGGUGAGGUCUCUGUGAUUGUGGAAAGAUGGUACUAUGCCCUGCCAGAGAAGAAAGAAAGUGACUGUGAAAACCUUGAUUUCUCUAUUACGUUCACCAAGAUGGACAGGCCAAGCCACCAGGACGCUGAGGAGUCCUUCAUGCUCAACAUUGAUGUGUUGUAUCACAAAGAAAGAGAUGCAACCAUAUUAAUAUUGGACAUUGGCUUGCUGAAUGGUUUCAUCGUAGACACAGAUGAUCUCAAAAUGUUGGCCAUUGAGAGGGGGUGCAGUAUAGAGAGGUUUGAGAUGGGCAGGGUACUGUCUGAAAGAGGUUCUCUCAUCAUACAUCUGGAUAAAGUUUCCCACAAAGUGGCAGACAAAAUAUCCUUCAAGGUCCACAGAGUGAUGAAUGUGAGAGAUCUCCAGCCUGCUGCCAUCUCUGUGUGUGAAUUCCAGAACAAGACCCCCUGCGUAAAGUUCUACCGCCCACAGAGGGGUGGUACCCUAAACACAGUGUGUUUUGAAGACUCAUUGUGUACCUGUGCUGAAGAGAGAUGCAGUGUGCAGAAGAACGAUGUGUCAGAGAAAGAAUGCAUGGACAAUGUCCGCGAGUUAUCCACAGACUAUGUUUACAAGGCUACGGUGGUGGACAUGAAUCUGACAACACAGACCGACACUUAUACGAUGAGCAUCGCCCAGGUUCUCAAGGCAGGUAAAGAUGAGAAAGUGAUGAAGGGGACGAAAGUGGUCUUCAUGGGGCUGCCUUACUGUAGAGAGGCACUGGGUCUUAAAGUCGGUCAAACGUAUAUUAUAAUGGGAGAGUCUAGAGACACGCACCUAGUGAGGGAGAAUGACCUACUGUUGUACAAGUACUUCCUGGGAGAAAAGACCUGGAUUGAGCACUGGCCCACAGUAUCAGAUUGCCUGUCCAGAGGCAGUAAAGUCUGCCAGGAAAUCGAAAAGUUACGACAUCAAAUUGUCACCUUUGGCUAUGGUGUUUAAAUAUUUGCCUUUUAUUUUGUGAUAUUCACAUUUAGCUUGAGGUCCUCCACCAAAUCGUUUACAGUAAUGUAGCAUUUUGAAUGGACAAACCCUUCAAGGUAAUAUGAUUAAUCCUGGAACAAAUUUACGGUGGAAUUGACAGCAUUAUGGUGAAUCUUUUGUUAAUGUCAUUUAAACAAUCAAAGUUGUCAUUUAUGGCGUCUUGCUGGAUCUGGAAAUCAAUCUUUUUGAUAUUAGUCUGACGCACAAAACUGCUAGGUCACCCUAAUUACCUAAACUACUUGGCUAAUAUGCAUUAAAUAAAUUAUUUAUAAAUCAUUUCAAGAGUGUGAAUCUCCUUAUGCUACAGAAACAAAUGUUGAGGGUUUACAAAACAGGCCAUCAGUGUCUGGUCUGCUUACGGUUCUCGGAGGAAGGACAAAGGCUGGUGAGGCAGCAAAUAUUCAUUUAUUAUCAUUAAUUUAUUCAUUAUGCUUUGCAGGGUUGGAACAAACCGCCAGAAAACCUUAGACUAGCUCCAGCAUGGUAUGAAAUGUACUGUAAAACUGACUUGACUUGCAUUGACUUGGGACACAGAUCAGGAAUAGAACAGACAGCGGGACCAGGACAUAGAGUGGGAAAGAAAGAGAUCAGGAAUAGGACAGAAAUUUGGACUAGGACAUAGAGUGUGACAGAUCAGGAAAAGGAAUGAGUGGGACAGAGAUCAGCCAGGACAGCUGUUCAUUAGGAAUCUAAUCAGUUGAUCAAAGCAAACUUUUUCUUCUCCCCAAAAAACACAUUAAAACAAAAUCAUCAGAUAUCUAUAGCAAAGAGACAUGUCAUCCUCCCAACAAUACUCCUAAUUAUUUAGAAGGGCGUUUUCAUUACUGAUGGGGAGAGAGACUAAUUAGAGAGUGAUGAAAUUUAAAGAUGAGAGAGUGAUG
This is a messenger RNA of Esox lucius (northern pike), 5079 nucleotides long. Its product is annotated as complement C3-like. Lineage: Eukaryota; Metazoa; Chordata; Actinopteri; Esociformes; Esocidae. The coding region runs from base 218 to 4156 and encodes 1312 amino acids. The transcript has a single exon. Gene Ontology annotation, cellular component: extracellular region. The record is from RefSeq and is a predicted model, not a curated record. Gene Ontology annotation, molecular function: endopeptidase inhibitor activity; protein binding.